AUGUAAAAUAAUAAUAGAAAGCAAAAUGGUUAAGGAAGGAAUAACAACAACUACAAAAAGAAAAACUAAGGGCCAUAACACUAAUAAUAGUAAUAGUAAACUUAAUAUCAAUCUCCUUAAUAUUAAUAAUAGCAACCAUAAUCAAAAAGAAAUACAUAGGGAAGAGAAUUUAGAAGAAUAAAAGAGGAGAGAAAAGAAAGAGAAAGGUUAAGACAAUUCGAAUAAUAAAAGCAGGAGGAAUUUUUUAAUUGGUUCUCAUCAAUCUCACUAUAUAAUGAAACAAUUCACUCAAUUAUUCAAUAAUUUUAAAGUGUAGACAAUCUAGAGGAAGCAUUUUUCAAAUUAAGAAUAAAUGCAAAUUAAUGUGAAUCUUACAUUACUCUUUUGAGGAUGUUAGGAGAUGCAAGAUUAGACAACUAUAUAAAUAUGAUUCUUAGAAGCUAAAGCUUUAAUACUCAGAUUACAGAGAGAUGCACUUUACUUUUAAUUUAUUAGAACUCAAUAUAGUACAUGAAUUAAGAAUUGGAAAUAAUGUACAAAUUAUUUUCGACUUUGAAACUCAAUGAUUACAUGACUCUAAAGCAAUCCAGUAUCUCUAGUUUAUACAAUCUACUUAAAAUAAUAGAAUUAUACAACCCACAGCUUCAAAAGUAAGCUGCCAAAAUAAUGACUGAUUUUGAUAAUUUCUUAAAAUAAAUAUAUAAUAGUGCUAAAGUGUUAGAAUGGAGGGAAAUUCCUAUUUAUCCUGUAGCCUUAGAAUUUUUCUCAUACAAUAAAAAACCUAAUUAGUUGUUUGGAAAAUUGGAAAUUCUUCCAAAAGAAAAUAUUACUUUUGACAGAUACAUCGAUUAUCAUUUUAACCUAAUCAGAGAGGAUUACAUUUUGGAGUUAAGAGAUGCAAUUAUUAGUGUAAACGAAUCUGGAUUUGAAUUUGUUGAUAAGGAAAAAACAAGUAACAUAGGAUUGUAUUAAAAUAUUGAAUUACUAUCAGCUGGAAUGAGUAAUAGUGACUUAAGUUGGAAGAUUUAAGUUGAGCAAUUCACUAUGGAUGGUAGAAAAUAGAAGUAAAUUAAUUGGGAUAAAACAAAAAAGCUAUCCUCUGGGUCAUUAAUUUGCUUAACUAAUAUAGAGUGUUUUCCAUUAAUAUUUGGAGUCAUAACAAGAAGAGAUGAAAGAUAAUUUUAAUAUAAAAAAAAUGGAAAAAUACAAUUAGAAUUUAAAUUUCUAGAUCCAAAUGCAUCGAUCAUGCAAUUAUUGAAUUUGUUUUCUUAAAAAACAAUAUUAAUGUAAUAUGAAGGAUUGGUCGAACCAAUACUCUACUACUUAGAAGCUUUGAAAUAAAAAGUGAGCAUACCUUUUUAAAGUAUUAUCAUCGAAAAUUAAAAAGCAGUAGGUUUCCCUCAAUAUUUAAAUAAAAAUUGUUAUUUUGAUAUUGAUCUCUCAUAUGGUAAACAAUAUUAAGGGGUUAAAUUUAAUAUAUUUUAAUAGCCAUGGCCAUAAUUAAAUACUUCAUUGGAUGCAUCUUAACUAAAUGCAGUUAAAUUAAUGCUUUAGAAAGAAGUGGCUUUAAUUUAAGGGCCUCCAGGAACUGGGAAAACUUAUUGUGGAGCUCUUGCUGUAAGAAUGUUAUAUUAGAAUCUACAGAAAAAUGAUUUUCCUAUUUUAAUAGUUUGUUUUACAAAUCAUGCUUUGGAUUAAUUUCUUGAACAUAUUUUAAAUUUUGUUCCAAUUGACUAAGUGGCAAGAUUGGGAGGAGCUUCCAAAAACCCUUUAUUAAAAGAAUGUCAAAUUAGAUGUAGACAGAAAGUAGAGUUUGAGUUUAAAGAUUUCAAUAAGUUGAAAAAGGACAUAAGCAAAAUAAUUUAAAGAAUGCUAAAUUAUGAUUAUAAAAUUAAGCCAUAAGACAUAUAAAAAUAUUGGAAGGAGCUAUACGAUUCCAUAAUCUCAAACUUUUUAGAUGAUAAUGAAUUAAAUGAAGAUUAUUUGUUUGAGGAUGGAAAAGAAACUUUGGUGAAAUAUUGGAUUAAUUAAUAAAAACCAGAAGAAAAUAAAAUUGUAAGAGGGUAUUUGAAUGGAAUGCAUAAAUAUUUCAGAAUGGACCAAUAUUAUGAGGAUGCUUAAUAAUUUGAAAACUUACAAAAAACUCCUGGUUUAAUAUAAUAGCAGCAUGAUGAUUCUGAUGAUGAUUUAGAUGAAUAUUUAGAUUCAGAGGAUGAAGCAGUUUAUAAUAAUAAUUACAAGGAAAUGAAGUUUGAUUCUCUUGGUAUAGAUUCGGCUAUUCAAAAAUUUAAUGAAAAUCAUUAAAAUUAAAAUCUCUUGCAUUAUUAAUAUUAGACUAUAGAGAAAAUAAAAGGCUAUCUAAACACACAAGGUAGUAAUCCUUGGUUUUUAAGUCCUGUUGAUAUCAGGGAGAUCAUAAUUUAUUGUGAAUGCCUUAAAUAUUAGAAUGAUAGUCUUAAAUUUGGAAAUUUAUAUAAAGAAUUUGUCGAGUAAUCUAAUAAACUGAAAGACUUAUAUGAUGAAAAGGAAAUUCAAAUAUUGAAUAGUAUGAAGAUUGUUGGUGCAACUGUCACUGGUGUAGCCAAAUAAACAAAUAAACUGUAAAGGUUAAAUUCAAAGAUUAUGGUGAUAGAGGAGGCUGCAGAAGUUUUGGAGUCUCAUGUUGCAAGUAUUUUGACUUCAAAUUUGCAACACUUAAUUUUAAUAGGAGAUCAUUAAUAAUUAAAACCGUCGAUAAAAAAUUACUUUUUAUAAGAGAAAUUAAAAGCAAAUGUUUCACUAUUUGAAAGAUUAUUUUUAAAUCAAAUACCAAGUGUUACUUUGACCUCAUAAAGAAGAAUGAAAACUAAGUUUGCCGAUUUCAUACGUAUAAUCUAUGGUGACCUAUAUUAGGAUCAUUAUGAUAUUUAAAAAUAAAAUGAAAUUCAAAUAGUAGGUUUAGAGAAAGAUCUAGUCUUUUUUAAUCAUAAAUGGCUUGAGGCCUAACAUGAGAAUUCAAAAGAGAAUAAAUAAGAGGCUUCAAUGAUUUUUGAAAUGGUGCAGUACCUUUUAAAAUGUGGUUAUAAAGAAACUUAAAUUAGUGUAUUAACAUUAUAUUUGAAACAGGCCUAAGUUAUAAAAAGAAAGUUCUAUAAUGCAAAUUAACCCAAAGUCAAAGUAUAAACAGUAGAUAAUUAUUAAGGAGAAGAAAAUGACAUUGUGAUAAUAUCUUUAGUGAGAAACAACAAUAAAAAUAACUUGGGAUAUAUAAAAAUAGAUAAUAGAAUUAAUGUUGCAUUAUCAAGAGCUAGACUUGGUUUGUAUGUGUUUGGAAACUUUGAUUUUAUCUUCAAUUCUUCAGCUAUUGGUAGUGCAUGGUAAAAAAUAAUACUAUUGGCUAAAGCUAAGAAUUGUUUGAAUGAUUACAUAAACACAAAAUGUAUACCUCAUGGAAACUUGCAAAUAGUUAAAUAACCAGAUGAUUGGAUUAAAAUUAAACCAAAGCUAUGUAAUAAAAAAUGCUUAAAGACAUUUGCCAAUUGUAAUCAUUUGUGUAAUAAGGAUUGUCACAUUAGUGAUUGUCAUCCAGCAUAAUCCUGCUCAUUUUAAUGUGAUCGAAUAAUCGAUUGUGGACAUAAGUGUAAGUUGUUCUGUCGAGAUAAGUGUAAAUGCAAUGAAAUUGUUGAUUUAAAUUUACCUUGCAAUCAUAAAAUAAGGGCACUUUGUGGUACAGAUCCUUUAAGUUAGAAAUGUCAUGAAAAGCAAGAAAUCUCAUUUUCUAAAUGUAAUCACAAAUCAGAAUUUCUUUGUUAUCAAAGGGAAAAAUAUAUAUAUAAAUGUUAAUCAAUAUGUUAAAAGAAACUACCAUGUGGUCAUAUUUGUGAUAAAUUGUGUUCUGUUGAUUGCGGAUUUUGUGUAAAUAAAUGCCAAAAGCCACUCCCAUGUGGACAUGAGAAUAAAUGCUAAAAUUUAUGUUUUUAAAAUUGUUCACCUUGUGAAGUUUCAGUAUUAACUAAUUUGAAGUGCGGACAUACCGCGGAGUUUUCUUGUUCUUAAUAAAAGCAAUAAAUAUUAACUCAUCUUUGCUAAUAGCCAUGUAAUAAAAAGAGAUUGUGUGGUCAUUAUGAUUAGGUUUGUAAAAAUAAAUGCAAUGAAUAAUGCUCCCCUUGUCAAAAGUUGGUUCAAAGAACAUUAUCAUGCGGACAUAAGAUAGAUGUGAGAUGUCAUGAUGCUGAUUAUAUAGUUUAAAAUACCAAUUGUGUAAAGCAAUGUGAAAAACCAAGAAAAUGUGGACAUGACUCAGCCUGCAAGAGUUACUGUUAUCAACCUUGUUCUCCCUGUUUAUUUAUGAUUAAAAAAAAACUCGGCUGUGGACAUACAAUAGAUGUAGAAUGUUAUAAAGAAAAUUAAUAACAUUAAUGUUAAGAAAAGUGUGAAAAAAAAAGGGCAUGUAAACAUGAUUAAAAAUGCAAAAAUUUAUGUUUUGAAGUCUGUUCCCCUUGUGAAGAAAUUAUUAGUCACACUUUCAAAUGUGGCCAUACUCUUAAAUUUCAAUGUCAUUCAUCUCAAGAGUCAAUUAGUAACUUCAGUUGUAAUGAACCAUGCAUAUUAAAAAGAAAGUGCGGCCAUACUGACCCUUGCUUAGCUAAAUGUUAUUAAAAUUAAUGCUCUCCUUGUUAAGAAAUGGUGAUAAAAUAACUUGAUUGUGGACAUAAAAUUUAAAUUAAGUGUUUUGAAUAUAAUCAAAAGUAACAAUGUUUAAAUCCUUGCAAUAAAAUUCGAGAAUGUGGUCACAUCUAUCCAUGUAAGAAAAUAUGCUAUGAAAAAUGCGAUCCAUGCUUAUAGGAUGUUCUUAAAUCUUUGAAUUGUGGUCAUCACCAUCUGAUUAAAUGCAAUGUAUUUGAUUAGCCUAUUGUUUGUAAAGAAGAGUGCAUAAAAACUAGGUAAUGUGGACAUUAGUAUCCAUGCACCAAUCCGUGUUUUUAAGAAUGUACACCCUGUAGAUAGAUAAUCCAACUUAAAUUAAACUGUGGACAUGUGAUUGAUAUUGAAUGUUCUCAUUCUAUACUUGCGUAAUCAAAUUAUAUUUGCAAACUAUAAUGUAUCAGACGUAGAGCUUGCGGUCAUAAUUUUCCUUGUUUUAACAUGUGUUUCAAAAAAGAUGAAUGCACUCCUUGUCAAUUUUAGACUAAUAAGGCUUUGGAUUGCGGUCAUUAAUUACAAAUACCUUGCUUUUAAUAAAAUCAAAAAAUUAAAGCCUUAUGUGAUCAACCUUGUAAUAAAGCAAGACCUUGUGGUCAUAAAGUAAUAUGCUUAAAGAAAUGUUAUGAGCCUUGUACUCCAUGUAAUGAAAAAUGUGAGAUUAAUUUACCAUGUGGUCAUCUCCGAUUCAUUGAUUGUUACUAAAAAAUGGAUUUAAACUUCUUGAAGGAGCUUAAAUGCAUGUUCCCUUGCAAAAAAAAACCUCAAUGUGGUCACAAUUAAAUUUGCUCAAAAAAGUGUUAUUAAUAAUGUGAUCCUUGUCAAACAGAAGUUAGAUUACUUCUACGUUGUGGCCAUCUUUAGAAAGCUAUAUGCUCUGAAAAUCCAGCUAACAUCGAAUGUACUUAAAAUUGUAAAUUGAUGCUGCCAUGUGGCCAUCCUUGUAAAUCAUAAUGUGGAAAACCAUGUUCUAAAUGUGAAGAACCUUUUCUCAAAAUAUUCCCAGCAUGUCAUCAUUAAAGAGUCGUCAAAUGCUAUGAGUAAACAUAGCAGUUGGUUUGCAUCCAGUAGGUGCCGUUUAUCUAUGCUUGUAAAAAACAUACAAUUUAACUACCAUGUUUCCACGCAACAUAAUUAUAACCGAAGUGCGAGAAAUGCAAGGAUUGCAUAAUUUUCUGA
Paramecium octaurelia is the source of this 5859-nucleotide messenger RNA. Lineage: Eukaryota; Ciliophora; Oligohymenophorea; Peniculida; Parameciidae. The record is from the annotation of a GenBank genome assembly.